Messenger RNA from Ruditapes philippinarum (Manila clam), 4145 nucleotides. RefSeq names its product fibroblast growth factor receptor 3-like. The transcript is spliced from 10 exons. The record is from RefSeq and is a predicted model, not a curated record. NCBI's taxonomy places the organism in Eukaryota, Metazoa, Mollusca, Bivalvia, Venerida, Veneridae. Gene Ontology annotation, molecular function: ATP binding; transmembrane receptor protein tyrosine kinase activity. Gene Ontology annotation, cellular component: signaling receptor complex. Bases 1694 to 2713 code for a protein of 339 amino acids. Gene Ontology annotation, biological process: protein phosphorylation; positive regulation of kinase activity; multicellular organism development.
CUGAUUUUGAUGUAAUGCUAAAAAUGUGUCAAAAUAUUUCAACAAAAGUAAGUUAAGUGAUAACCAAACUUUAUUAACGUUCUACGAGAAUAAUAAUAUAACUGAACUUUUAUUUGCGAUAUCAGCUAAACAACAGCAACAAACAUAGGAACAUAAAAUGUGUUUAAUUUGUUAAUAUAGAAAGUUUGUCAAUGAACGUUCGAUUACAGGUUUGUAUAAAAUUAUGGAAAAAUGAUAGUUUUGAACUUGAAUUGAAUAAAAUACAUGCCAAAAAAAUCCAUCGAACAUCUGGUUGAACUUUUAUUAGAAUUAUAAUUUCAAAUUCUUUUUCUUUAGACCUAGUAGAUAGCAAAAGUGUAUCAUAAUGUUCAUAAAUCUGUUUUCAAAGGUGUGAGUUUAUCCCAAUCUGUCUGGAAGUUUUUAAAUGCCAAAGCGAACUUUUAACAUAGAUUGUAUCUUCUGAAAUGAUUUUUAAAUUGUUUUCCUUGUUCUUCAUACUUAUAUUGAUUACUGAACUUUUUCAUUUUCUUUGAAAUAUUUUCUCUAUCUUGGUAUUUUGUUUCCAAAAGUUAAAAGUGUUUGGUGUUUCUUAUUUGAUUUAUUUUGUCUGUCAAGACAUAUAUGUGGAAACCAGCUGACAACUUUACCAGGGCAAAUAUCGAGUCUGCUGAAGAACAACAGAACGUUCCAUAUGUAAGAUUUCCCUUUUUAUUAUAAUAUAACCGUCGUUCUAAAUUUCAUUGUGGCCUUAAUUUGUCUGAUGUAAUCUUGGAAUUAAAUAUAUUGUGCUUUAUUGUGUUUUAUUUGGUUUAACUCCCAAUACACAUUUGAUCUAACAAUGGCACUUAUCCAUAAGUCUGUCUGGAAAAUGCCUAUGUACACGUUAUUAAAGUAUCCAAAUUUUGUCUGGUAUCUACCUUCUUUUUGCGUUUGCCCUCUUUAUUGUAUAAAACAUCAUUUUAGAAUGUCAACAGUUUCUGUUGAUUUCUGAUUUUUUUACUUUCAACUUUUUAAUCAGAAAAUACAUAAAAGCCAACCAUUAUUGGCCAUUAUUGAAAUAAAUCAACAUGAUAAUGUAACCAAUUCAAUAAAAUAAUUAUUAUUAAAUAACAUAAAAUUGGUAAUGGAAUACGAACACUGAAGAGGAAUAUCAAUAGUUCUUUUUCUGAUUAAACAAAAAAUUAUAAUUCUAAAUUUAUCAAAAUGUAAUGCAAAAUGUUUCUAAACGCUACAAUAUAAAGCUUUUUGCAUUUUCAUCAAUAUAGGCAUUUUCAACAACACAAAUAGUGAUUUAUAUAUUGAAUUUAAAUAACUUGACAUAAUUGAGCUAUAUUCGACAAUCUUGGCAGUGAUAUGUUUAAUAUAUUGAAUACAUUUAUAUUGUUUCAUAUAGGUGGUUAGGGGGUAAUCCAUGGCAUUGCGAUUGUGAUCUUAUUUGGUUAAUAUCAUUCAGUCAGAAGGGAUCGUUUUCAGAAAAUCUGAAUUGCACAACACCAGAAAAUAUUGGCAUGAAUGAAUUUAACGUGAAUGACAUUGAAUGUGUUCAGGAUAAAGUUAAGAUAGAAGGCAUUAUUUGGUAUAGAUUUUGUAGCUAUAAUUUUGCCAGCUUUACUGGUUCUGUUUGGAUUCAUCAUCGGUGUUUUACUGUACUUCUGCAAGAACAGAACUAAAAAAACUGAAGAAACCAAUACAAAUGAUAUUGAAUGGUCAGUAUUACAGACCAAGAUCUGUUGCAGACACUGCCGAAGUUAGCAUUUCUUCGAGUACUUUACAAAAUAUUAUUGGACCAAAUGACAAUGAGAUCAAGUUAUGUGGAAAACUUCGUCUCGGUAAACUUAUCGGUAGAGGGGCUUUUGGUAAUGUAUUUGAUGGAUUUGUAGCGGAUGCUGACUCUAAAUGGAAGAAAGUUGCUGUAAAAAAGAUAAGAGAAAAUGCAAAGACAGAAGACACAGAAACGUUUUCAACAGAAUAUAGAACUUUAAGUAGCAUAGGAAAACAUCCAAAUAUUAUACAGGUUUUUGGAACAGGAGAAAUAGAUGGAUCUUUGAUAAUGGUUUUAGAGUUUGCAGACAACGGCGACUUACUCGCUCAUCUUAAAUGGUUAGAUCAGAUAAAUUCUAAAGUUAUACAGAACCUCGACUCUUCUGAGUGGAAGGCAUAUUUACAGAACACACAGCCCCGUUUGUUUCUUUAUAUGUGGAACAUAGCAAAGGGUAUGGAGUUUCUUUCGAGAUUAAAGAUUGUUCAUCGAGACCUUGCCGGAAGAAAUAUUCUUCUAUCAUCUGAUUAUGUAGCGAAGAUAUCAGACUUUGGUUUGUCACGAGAUGUUUAUGAGAAUGGUUACUAUUAUCAAAAUUCAAACGGAAGAAUGCCGUAUAAAUGGAUGAGUCCCGAAUCGUUAUCCAGCGGUAGAUACACCUGUAAAAGUGAUAUUUGGUCGUUUGGUAUUUUAUUAUGGGAAAUUGUUACUCUAGGAGCCGGUCCUUACCCUGGAAUACCACCGGAUUUGCUACUUGAUAUGUACAGGAAUAACUACAUCAUGCCCCCACCACCACUUUGCCCUGAUUAUAUAUACAGUAUAAUGGAACAAUGUUGGAGCUUUCUGCCGGAGAAUAGACCAGGAUUUGAAACCUUACUGGAAACAUUUGAUAAAUUGAUUCAAACAGUUGCACAGAAGGAGUACAUGGAAAUAAGCAAAGCGGACGAGGAAUAAAAAGACGUGCUUCUAAUACUGUUCUAGUAUAAACCUUAUCCUUCGAGUGAGAGUAUAACAAAUAAAAUAACAUAAGGAAAACCUUGCACAAAGACGAAUUUUAAAAAUCUUCUAGUGUUAUCAAUUGACAAGAGCACAAGUCCAUGAUACAAAAUUUACUGUCACAAGCAAAACAGAUGAAGAGCCUAAUAGCCUUCAAGAAUGACCUGCAAUAACGUGCUAUAGCCAGGUUAUUGUACACGUAUGCUGAGUAUUAGUCUUUAAAGCCAUUAAUUAAGAAUGAUUGAAUUAAAAAUUUAUUCAACGCAGUUUAACCAAGUGUAAAUGAUUUCAUAUUUAAUUCUAACUAUUUCUAUAAUCAAGUAUUGGUCAGUCACCAUUAUUAUUGUCAAUCUGUUGAAAUAUAUAGUUCAACUUGACACCGCAAAAAGUGGUCAUAUUGACACCUAUACAUUGACGAAACGACGACAGCUUAGGUCAAGUUAUAGCCUAAGUAACAGCUGACUUAAAAGACGAUUCAUAAGAAAUUCAAAUGAUUUUUUUUAUUAUUGGCGGCAAUAAUAUUUCUUAUCCGAGUUUUAAAAAUUGAUUUAGAGAGAUAACUAACUUGAUAUUAAAAAGUAGGAAAUAGCGCAAUGGUUAUGAAUAAAUAUAAAAUUAAUGUCAACAUUUUCAUUUGUUUAUCGAACACUGAUUUCAAACUUAAAUAUUAUAAAACCACAGUGAGACUGAACGCGGACGAGGCAUUACAGCGACUUCACAUUACAGUUACAAAUGUCAGCUUUGGUGAGUGUGCAAAAAAAUCAAAGGAAUUGAAACUUAACCGAUUCGGUUUAAUAGAUAAGUUUGUUUGUUGAGUUAUUGAAGUGUUGCGUCUCUAAAUUAAUGAUUGGAUUAUUACAAAAUUGCAUACACGCACGCAUGCACAGCUUAUCCGUUGUCCUUUAGAAUUGUCUUUGUUUAUUUCCGAUCCAUUGUUUCACUAGGAGAUAUAGGAAUGUAGAUGUCAAAUGUGUUAUACAUUCAGUUUGGCCCUUUGUAGUAUUUUGUUUUCUUGUUUUAAAAUUCCAACAAAAAUAAUAUGAAAUAUAUGGUGAAAUCAAAAGUUUAAAGAGAGGUUUAAUUUUGAGAAUCCAACAUAAACUUUUGUGUGUUUUCAAUGCUUGUUUACUGCCGCUUUUAAAAACGUACUUGUGUCGAACAAGUGUUUUUAAUUAGACAUAUUUUUCCAAAUUUUGGAAACAAGCAGUCUUUUAGCAAAAUACUUGUGCAGUCUAUUACAUUUUGGACAAAUACAAUAUUUUAUGAAGUUGAAGAAAUUUUUUUAGAAAUAUACACUAUCUUUUUUGAUUUUUGUUUAAAUAUGAACACGUUGAUUCCUUCAUAGGAUGGAUAGGGUAAGAUUUAUACUUAAAAGUUUAAAUUGUAUUUG